AUGACUGCCAACAGUACGCUCGUGUACAAAAGCAUCCCCAAGGGAUACCCCGUCCCCGGCCAGGACGUCCUCGUCGAAACGCGCGAGAUUGACCUCAACAGCGUCCCCCCCGGCGGGCUCCUAGUCGCGGUCUUCUACGCCUCCUUGGACCCCUACCUCCGCGGCAAGAUGCGAGACCCCAGCAUCCCGUCCUACACGCCUGCCUACACCCCAGACGAGCCCAUCGCCAACGACACCAUCGCCAAGGUCCUCAAGAGCGACCACCCGGACUUCCGGCCCGGCGACAUGGUCAAGUCCUACGGCCCCAUCGCCGAGUACGCCGCCAUCCCGGACCCGGCAUCCCAGCGCGUCACCAAGAUCCACAACCCGUACAACCUCGACCUCGCCCUCUUCCUCGGCCCGCUGGGCAUGCCCGGCCUGACCGCCUGGUCCAGCCUGUACGAGAUCGGCCGGCCCAAGAAGGGCGAGACCAUCCUUGUCAGCUCGGCCGCCGGCGCCGUCGGCCAGCUGGUCGGCCAGAUGGCCAAGAAGGAAGGCCUCCGGGUGGUUGGCUCCGUCGGCUCGGACGAGAAGCUCGACUUUAUCACGCGGGAGCUCGGGUUCGACGGUGGCUUCAACUACAAGAGGGAGCGGCCGGCCGACGCGCUCAAGCGGCUGGCUUCGGACGGCAUCGACAUUUACUACGACAACGUCGGGGGCGAGCACCUGGAAGCAGCGCUCGACGGCUUCAAAGACCACGGGAGAGCGGUUGCCUGCGGAAUGAUCAGCCAGUACAAUACGGAGGAACCGUACCCUAUUCGCAACCUGAUGCAGGUCGUCACCAAGCAGCUCACCAUCCGGGGAUUCGUCGUCGGGGAUUCCGACUUCGGCCCCGCCUACCACAAGGAGCACCAGGAAAAGCUGCAGAAGUGGUUGGCGGACGGCAGCUUCAAAGCCAAGCUUCAUUUCAUCGAGGGCAUCGACAAUGCCGCCGAGGGGCUGGUGGGCAUUUUCCGGGGCGAGAACUUUGGCAAGGCUGUGUUGCGCAUCAAGUAG
Ustilaginoidea virens is the source of this 1035-nucleotide messenger RNA. RefSeq lists its product as uncharacterized. Lineage: Eukaryota; Fungi; Ascomycota; Sordariomycetes; Hypocreales; Clavicipitaceae. The transcript is spliced from 2 exons. Gene Ontology annotation, molecular function: oxidoreductase activity, acting on the CH-CH group of donors, NAD or NADP as acceptor. Bases 1 to 1035 code for a protein of 344 amino acids. The record is from RefSeq and is a predicted model, not a curated record.